This is a messenger RNA of Oppia nitens, 1441 nucleotides long. Its product is annotated as glutamate-gated chloride channel subunit beta-like. Gene Ontology annotation, cellular component: membrane; synapse; neuron projection. The record is from RefSeq and is a predicted model, not a curated record. Gene Ontology annotation, molecular function: neurotransmitter receptor activity; chloride channel activity; transmembrane signaling receptor activity. Gene Ontology annotation, biological process: nervous system process; regulation of membrane potential; chemical synaptic transmission. Bases 21 to 1373 code for a protein of 450 amino acids. The transcript is spliced from 4 exons. NCBI's taxonomy places the organism in Eukaryota, Metazoa, Arthropoda, Arachnida, Sarcoptiformes, Oppiidae.
AUGACCACUUAUUGAAUAAAAUGCUAUCGACUGAUAGAUAUGACUAUCGGUUUAGACCUGAAGCACACACUACCGUCAAUGUUAGUCUAACAUUGUUGGCCAUAUCGUCGCCGUCAGAGUCCAGCAAUAGCUACGAUCUGGAGCUACUGUUGCACCAGCACUGGCCCGACCAUCGGCUACAAUACGAGGACAGGGAUGGCGGCGGCGACGGUGGUGGUGGUCAACACCACAAAUACCUGAACGCAUUGCUUCAUUCGGAUAAACUAUGGAUACCUGAUCUGUAUUUCAUUAGACACGGCCGACUGCCGUCCCGUAAACAUUUGGACGAUUUGUUAACAUUGAAGAUAAUCAGUGACGGAACCGUUUACUCUACCAAUCGAUAUGAUAUGCAGAUAAACUGUUUAGCCGAUAACAUACGGUUCCCGUUUGAUACAGUCAAAUGUCGAUUUGCUAUUGAAAGCAAAUACAUAUCUAAUGAAAGACAACAGUUAGAGCUGGUAUGGGAUGAGCCAGCACUGGUCAGUUCGGGGUCGUCUAUCAACACCGACAUCAACGGUGCUGGCUAUCUAAUUGGUACCACAACCAGCGUAUGCCUAUCGGAACUGAACAGUUUGCGCGAUAACUACAGUUGUCUUGACGUUGAGCUAGUAUUCAAACGAGACAUAUCCUACUAUAUUAGCGUUUAUUACAUCCCGACACUUGUGUUGCUGUCAUUGAUAUAUCUGGGCUUUUGGUUGCAUACAAGUUCACUGGCGAUGAUCACCACCGGCCGUAUAAUCAUCAACACCGGUAGUCUAUUGGCACUGUUGACUCUGUUUGUAUGGUUUCGACACACACUACCCCUGUCGGCAGAGUUGUGGACAAUUAAUUUGUGGCAAUUUGUAUCCAUGUUAUAUGCGUUUGUCGGUCACAUUGUUUUGAUAGUCCAAUGGACAGUCAGUCGUCGUGACAUUGAUUAUACAGAUACCACCGAUUUUGACGACGACGACGACGACAAUGACGAUAAUAUUGUUGGCCGUCAACGGCUGCCAUCAAAUGGUGUACCCGAAGAGAUCGAGAUGAAAGCGCCACUGUGUGGUCGUAAUAGCCGGUCGUCGGCAAUAGAGAUGACACCGAUCGGUGGUCAGCAUCAGCAGUGCAAUGAUGAAUCGUCAUCCAAUGAUAUCAAUCAUUAUCAUCGGCAACGGGGCGUCGACAGUAGUCGUCCAAAAACAAUGUCCACCAAGUGGUCAAUAGGGCGCCGGCGGCGGCGGUGGCGACAGCACCGCAACAGCCGAUGGAUAUCAAACAACUUGUUGGACAAGUGUUGCAAAUAUUUGUAUCCCAUAUCUUAUGUCAUGUUUUUGGUCUACUAUUUCAUUGUUAAUCAUUAAAUCAUUAAUUUUUUUUAAAAAAAAAACAUUAAUAUAUUGUGUGAUUAUAAAUAUUGUAACACAUUUAU